GUAUCGAUAUCUUCUAUACUCUCUAAAUUGCUAAUUGAUUCUAAUUCUUGUGGACCCCGCUUCCACACAUAGAUUUGUUGCAAUAAAAAAAAACUGAAAUCACACAUCACGCGUGGGCACCGUUAGAUCAAAAUCAGACGCCUCUGAUUUAACUUUAAUAUUUUCCGUAAUAUAAAAUAUAAAUAAAAUAUGUUUUCUUAAACCGUUUGAUUAAUAUCGACGGCGAUGGUGUUUUAACAGUGUGAUUAUGAGAAAAACGUGACUGUAAAGAACCGUUUUCCCAACAACUUUCUCUUCAGGUUUAUUGUAUGAGCUUCAUUUCAAUUUCAGUUUCAGUUUCAUUUACAUUUCAAUUUCUCUUGUCAAGGUUAUUAUUUCAGUUCAUCUUUCUUUUGUUCACUGAAACAAGAGCACUUCAAGCAUGCAUUAUUUUGAAUCUGAAGAUGAUGAUGAUAACUGUGAUGAUUCUGUUAAAGAGAUGGAUACUGUUGCAUUGCCAGUUAAGAGAAAAUUGUUAGUUAAUCGCAAUCCCUUGCACGGUUCGGAUAAGAAAUCCAAAGUGUUUCCAUCACCGGUUUACGAUGAUGAUGAUCCUAUUUCCCGGAGAAUUAACAACAGGCCUGCUAUGUCGACGGAUAAAUCGUUUUCGUUUUUGAAGGAAAAACUUGUGUUUGUAGAAAAGUCAUUUGAGGAAUGCAAAAGGAAGAGGAGAGUGGAAGAGAAGAGAUUGAAGUCCAUUGAGAGAGAUAUUGUAGAGUGUGACAAAGAGCUUGAAAAUAAGAAGAACUUAGGUGGUAGUGUUCGAAGAAUUAAUGAAAUUUAUGACAAAAUGAUGGGGAAAAUUGAAGGAUGUGUUAAGGAUUUUGUAGUAAAGGAGGCACAACUGUCUUUGAUAGAGGACUUGAUUCGAGAGCGGAAGCAAGAGCUUAGGGUAAAAGAGAUGGAACUUUGUCAAGUUAUGAAUAACGUUUCGAAAGAGAGGGAAUUUGAAUGCCAGAUGAAGGAGCUGUUGGAUGAUUUGAUGUUAAAACAGAAGCAUUUCGAAAGGCGAACCAUGGAGCUUGAGUUUAAAGAGAAGCAACAUGAAGGUCUAGUGGUGAAAUGGGAAUUAAAAGAGAGAGAAUUUGAAGGCCAAAUGAAGGAGCUUGAAUCAGAAAAGAGGCAUUUUGAAAGCCGAGUGGAUGAACUCAAAGCAAAAGAAAGGCAGUGGAAAGGACAAGUUAAGGAACUUGAGUCUAAAGAGAAAUUACUCGAUGGCCGAGUGAAGGAGUUUGAUUCGAAAGAGAAUGAAUUUGAAGGCCGAGGGAAGGAGUUUGAGUCAAGAGAAGAUGAAUUCCAAGGCCGAGUGAAAGAGCUGGAAUCAGAGAAGAAGCAACUUGAUGGCCGAGUAAAGGAGUUUGAUUCAAAAGAGGAUGAAUUCGAGGGCCGAGUGAAGGAGCUGGAAUCAGAGAAGAAGCAUUUCGAGAGCCGACUGAAGCAGCUCGAAUCAAAAGAAAAUCAAUUCAAAGAACAAAUGAAGGAGUUCAAGGAAAAAGAGGAGGAGUUGAGAGGUCAAGUAAAGGUAUCUAAAUAUGCAGCUACAUCUUACAUGGAUGAUGAAUCAAGUCCUCCAAUUGAUGAAACAAGUUUGCAGUUGGUCUCCUGUGAGCAAUCUGACAUUCUAGCUAAUCUGCGAGAAUCAUCGGAUCCAGCGAAAGUGGUUUUGGAUAUAAUAAUGAACCCUAUUCUUCCACUUUGUGACAAGAAAGGAGUCAAUGCUGUGAUUAUUGAUAAUAGAUGCAUCUACCUGCUAGAACUACUGAUGAAAAUCUCACCAAAUAUCAAACCUUGUGUAAGAGAAGAAGCAAUGAGGCUAGCAAUUGAUUUGAAAGCUACCAUAAAAGAAAAUACUGAAAACUCUUUGGCGGUUCUCGGUUUUCUACUGGUUUUGUCAAUUUAUGGAUUGGUUACUUCUUUCGAUCAAGACGAAGUUUCGGAGCUUUUUGCAUCUGUUGCUCAGCACAGGAUAGCUUGGGAGCUGUUUAGGCCCCUUGGGUUUUGCAAGUAAAGCUUAUGAUUUUGCUGAGAAACUUAUCAGGAAGCAAUUUGAUUCUGCUGUGCAUGUUACUUGGCUUAGAAGAAUCAACUAGAUUUUGCAGAUAUAGCUUCCUGAAAUAUGUACUUUUCAACCUCUCAAAUUCAGUUCCAAAUAUUCACUUAAAUCUUCUAUUUAUCUAUUUAUAAUCUAUUAAAUUAGAACCAUAAAA
Lathyrus oleraceus (garden pea) is the source of this 2246-nucleotide messenger RNA. RefSeq lists its product as uncharacterized. Bases 422 to 2047 code for a protein of 541 amino acids. The record is from RefSeq and is a predicted model, not a curated record. The transcript has 3 exons. NCBI's taxonomy places the organism in Eukaryota, Viridiplantae, Streptophyta, Magnoliopsida, Fabales, Fabaceae.